This is a messenger RNA of Fulmarus glacialis (Northern fulmar), 2459 nucleotides long. RefSeq names its product mucin-5AC-like. Gene Ontology annotation, cellular component: extracellular matrix. The annotation marks the transcript as partial. The transcript has 18 exons. Lineage: Eukaryota; Metazoa; Chordata; Aves; Procellariiformes; Procellariidae. Gene Ontology annotation, molecular function: protein binding. The record is from RefSeq and is a predicted model, not a curated record.
GUGAUCUGAUUUACAGCAGAAUGGACAGUGAUGGAUGUAGAUUUUAUGCCAUCUGUGGUCCAACAUGUAGAGUUGAACGACACUUUGGAGGUUGUAACAUUACUACUCCUCUAACCACUACUUCAUCUGAAUGGUCUACCGUAACAACAUCAGUUCCUCUGACUACCACCACUUCUGGCUGUGUUUCUUCUACAUACCCUCCCCUACAGCCUGGACAAAGAUACAAACUAUCCAACUGUACAGAACUCAUCUGUAAGGGAGACAACAAGGUAGAAAUAAUUCCAACACACUGCCCACCUGUAAAGGAAAUUACCUGUGCGAACAGAUAUCCUGCAAUACUGGUACCUGAUGAAAACGGCUGCUGUUACAAAUAUGAGUGUCAAUGUGUGUGCAGUGGAUGGGGUGAUCCUCAUUAUAUUACUUUUGAUGGAACCUACUAUACUUUCCUUGAAAACUGCACUUAUGUCCUGGUGAAACAGAUUGUACCUAAAUAUGAUAACUUCCGUGUUUACAUUGACAAUUAUUACUGCGAUGCAGAAGAUGGACUUUCCUGCCCUAAAUCCAUUAUUAUUUUCUACAAAUCUGCAGAAGUGCUGCUGACCCGUAAACUCAUGAAUGGUGUGAUGACGAAUGUGAUGUACUUCAACAAAAAGAUUGUCAAACCAGGCUUCAGAAAAGAUGGCAUUUCUUUCUCCACACUUGGCAUCAACAUGAUUGUUGAAAUACCAGAGAUUGGUGCAACCAUCACCUUUAGUGGACUGAUUUUCUCUGUGAAACUCCCAUACAGCAAAUUUGGCAACAACACCGAAGGACAAUGUGGAACAUGUACAAAUAAUAAAUCAGAUGAAUGCCGCUUACCAAGUGGUAAGAUCAUUUCCUCCUGUCCCCAAAUGGCUCAUCACUGGAUCGUUGAUAACAACAGAUCGUGCCAUGGAGUACCAGUACCAACAGUUGUAAGCACACCUUCACCAAAGCCUCACUGUAAACCACCUCAGCUUUGCAAGCUUAUCUGGAGCAAGAUUUUUGCAGAAUGCCAUGCUGUCAUACCACCAGAACCAUUUUUCAAAGGCUGUGUUUUUGAUGGAUGUCGCAUAGCCAAUGAAUCCAUGCAGUGUUCCAGUUUGGAGAUAUAUGCUACAGAGUGUGCUGCUAGAGGUGUCUGCAUCGACUGGAGAGGAAAGACCAACAAUACAUGCCCAUACAACUGUCCAGCAAACACGGUAUACAAGCCAUGUGGGCCCAUUAAUCCUGCCACCUGUGACCCAAGCUUUGUUGAGCUUCCUGGCUAUGGAGUGACUGAAGGAUGUUUCUGUCCUGAAGGACAGAUGCUCAUAAGUGAAGACGGCAACACCUGUGUUUCUGAAUGCUCUUGUAGGGAACCAAAUGGAGUACCCAGAUCGCCAGGAGAAAAAUGGUCCAAAGAUUGCCAGGAAUGUGUCUGUGACAAAAAUACUCUUAAAGUGCACUGUACAAAACACAAAUGUUCUCUGACACAGCAAGUAUUUUGUGAUGAACCAGGUUACGUGCCUGUUCAGACGCCAAUACCAGAAGAUCCAUGCUGUACCAGGACUGAGUGCUACUGCAACACUAGCCACUGCCCUAAGGUCACACCCCAGUGCUUAGAGGGACAGGAAGUAAUCACAAUAAUGCAGCCUGGAAAAUGCUGUCCUACCUUUGAAUGCAGACAUGGUUGUGUAGUCAAUGAAACCUAUUAUGCACCUGGAGCUGUCAUUCCAUCAGGCCCCUGUGAAGAAUGCACCUGCUCUGAAUCCUCUUACCCAAGCCCUCAUCAUGCUACCAUCAAGUGCAAGCCUGUUAUCUGUGACACACACUGCCCAGUGGGUUAUAAGUAUACAAAGAAACCUGGACAGUGCUGCGGCACAUGCAAGGCAGCAGCUUGUAUAAUGACUGUGGGAGACAACAUUACACGCGUGCUCCAAGUUGGAGAAUUCUGGAACCCACCUGGUGAUAACUGUACAACUUACACAUGUGAAAAAUAUGAUGACCUAUUCAUUCCAGUCAUCUCACAGAAAAGCUGUCCUCUCUUUAACCCUGAUGACUGUGAUCCAGAUGACAUCAAGCUAUCUGGCGAUGGCUGCUGUAAAGAGUGCCAAGUAAAACUGAAGAGUUGUAUGAAGCACAAUACAACUACUGUCAUCAAAUAUCAUGGAUGUGUAUCUCCUGUACCUGUUGAGAUGACAUACUGUGAAGGCAGCUGUGAUGCUUACUCGCGAUAUUCUCCAGAGGUGAACAUGAUGGAACAUAAAUGCUCGUGUUGUCAGGAAAUCAAGACCAGCCAAAGAAAGGUGACUCUGACGUGCAGUGACGGAACCUACCUUGAUCACUCAUACACCUACGUGGAGAAAUGCAGCUGUGUGAGCUCUGAGUGCAUUUCCCAAGUCAGCACCCAACAGGCAACAAACCAGACAAAGGCCUCUCAGGAACAAGCGAAUGUCUAA